Mesocestoides corti is the source of this 567-nucleotide messenger RNA. NCBI's taxonomy places the organism in Eukaryota, Metazoa, Platyhelminthes, Cestoda, Cyclophyllidea, Mesocestoididae. The record is from the annotation of a GenBank genome assembly.
AUGCAAUUCAAUGCACAACAUAGCUACUCUAACUGCCACUUUGUUUGUGACUUUACUUCAGUCAAUCUAGCGAAGGAGGUUAAGAGGGGCAACGAAGUGAGCGGCGAUGGUCUCUACGUAAACGAUGUUCUGGACAAAUUGGCAACUGAUACACUGGAUUUUAAAUUGGAAAGUCCAGCAAUCACGCAAAACAAAGCCCUGUCUCCACCAGCAAAAAACACCUACCCCUUUUCUUCCUUGUCCGAUGUGCGUCGCACAAAUCGAGCGGAUUCUAGAGCCAACGGGAACUCUGAUUUUUCUGGAACUCACAUGGAGGACCAAAAAGAGACCACAGAUGAGGAUAAAACAAAAGAUGAGGAGUGUGCAAUGGUUUUUCAAGUAUGGAAACAGCUGCUCAUUGCCGGUGGCAUUGGCCUGGCUAUAGCCUUUUUUGGUGCAUCCAUGCUUUCGGAGUUUGGUCUCCAGAUCCCUUUGUUCAGCAAAGUCCCCGGCAGCUUCCUCUUCAUCAAUUGGGAAUACUAUUGCUACCGUCCGCUGCGGUCAUUUCUGCUUGGCUUUUCCCAGUAA